Acanthamoeba castellanii str. Neff is the source of this 1998-nucleotide messenger RNA. Its product is annotated as ABC transporter ATPase/permease. Bases 1 to 1998 code for a protein of 665 amino acids. Gene Ontology annotation, molecular function: ATP hydrolysis activity; ABC-type transporter activity; ATP binding. The transcript is spliced from 15 exons. Gene Ontology annotation, cellular component: membrane. NCBI's taxonomy places the organism in Eukaryota, Discosea, Longamoebia, Acanthamoebidae. The record is from RefSeq and is a predicted model, not a curated record. Gene Ontology annotation, biological process: transmembrane transport.
AUGGGAGCGGCGCUGACUUCGCUCUACCGACGAUAUGUGCAGGGGGCACAGCGGUUGCCGGGAGAUGACGAAGAAUCUCUCGGCGGCAACACGCUGGGCACUACAAAUGCGCCACCUCAGAAAAAUCCUGAUCUCAAGGCGAACCUCAAGGUCAUCCGCAAGCUGCUGCCAUACCUCUGGCCCGAGGGCAAAUACCUCCUGCGGCUGCGAGUGGUCUUCUCGCUUCUGUUCCUCUUUUCCAACAACGUGUGGUCGGUGCUCACGCCCAUCACCUACAAGAAGGCCGUCGACGACCUCUCCCCACCCGAUCCUACCUUCCCCAUCUUCUGGGUGUUUGCCUACUGCGUGCUCAAGUUUUUCAGUCGCGCCUCCAACGACAUCCGCGAUGCCAUCUUCGUCAAGGUGUCGCAAGCUGCGCUGAAGUCCGUCUCGCUGGACAUCUUCAAUCACCUCCACUCGCUCUCGCUGCGCUUCCACUUGAACCGCCAGACCGGCGGCAUCCUGCGAGCCAUAGAGCGAGGCACCUCCAGCGCCAGUUAUCUCUUGUCCAUGAUCCUGUUCAACAUUCUACCCAUCUUUGUCGAGGUGGGCUUGACGUGCGUGGUGCUGAUCUCGAUCUAUGACAUCUGGUUCACGAUCAUCACGCUUGUCACCGUCGUUGCUUACAUUGCCUACACGAUCUCGGUCACCGAAUGGCGCAACAAGUUUCGCAGGCUCAUGAACGAGAAGGACAACGAAUCGACCAACAAGGCUGUCGACUCGCUCAUCAACUUCGAAACGGUCAAGUACUUCUGCAACGAGCAACACGAAGCCCAACGCUUUGAGCGAGCGCUUGACGAAAAGGUGGUGGCGGCUGUGAAGAGCACCACCUCCCUGUCGUUGCUCAAUUCGGGCCAGGCCAUGAUCAUCGCCCUCGGCACGCUCUUUGUCAUGCUGCUUGCGGGCAAGCGAGCUACGGACGGCGAAAUGACCGUUGGUGACUUUGUCCUGGUCAACACGUACAUGAUGCAACUCUACACGCCCCUCAACUGGCUCGGUACCAGCUACCGUAUGAUCAAGCAGUCGAUGGUCGACUUGGAGAACCUCUUCACGCUCCUCGACGAGCCCAUCGAGGUGGCGGAUGCCGAGAAUGCGCGCCGUCUCGAAGUCAUCGACGCCGAGGUCAAGUUCAAGAACGUGUCGUUCUCGUACAAGGACAACUUGCCCAUCAUCAAGAAUGUCUCGUUCACCAUUCCCAGCGGUCACACUGUAGCGGUCGUCGGGCCGACAGGAUCCGGCAAAUCAACACUUGCUCGCCUUCUUUUCCGUUUCUACGAUCUUGAUAGUGGCAAGAUCACCGUGGACGACCAGGAUAUCGCGCGGGUCAGGCAGCGAUCUCUGCGCAAGGCCAUCGGCGUCGUUCCGCAAGAUACGGUGCUCUUCAAUGAGACGAUCAAAUACAACAUCAUGUACGGCCGACCCGACGCCACUGACGCAGAGGUGGAGACGGCUGCCCGGUUGGCCCAAAUCCAUGACUUCAUCAUGUCCCUGCCCGAGGGCUACGAGACCAAGGUCGGCGAGCGAGGACUGCGCCUGAGCGGAGGUGAGAAGCAACGCGUGUCCAUCGCACGAGCAAUCCUGAAGGACCCGGCCGUGAUGAUAUUCGAUGAGGCCACCUCCGCCCUCGACACUCACACCGAGAAAGAGAUCCAGGGCGCACUGCGCGAAGUGAGCAAGGGCCGGACUACGCUCGUGAUCGCGCAUCGCUUGUCCACCAUUGUGGAUGCCGACGAGAUCCUCGUGCUACGCAAGGGCGAAGUGGUGGAGCGAGGCACUCAUGAAGAGUUGCUGCAACGGGAGGGCGAGUACGCCGAGAUGUGGCACCGCCAGCUGGCCGAGAUUAGCAGCACCAACGGAGCCGAAGGCGAAGCGGACAGCGGCGCCGGCGUUGCACCCCUCAUCGACCCGUCCCUUUUGGCCGACUCCUCUGCGACCCCUCAUCGCCAUCACCAUCACUAG